CUUCUUCAACCCCAGCACUUCCGUAUGGCAGGCAGGUGAGGACGCGUUCGGACGAGCUCCUCCUGAAGCCAGGCUCUUGUGGGUGCUGGGCUGCAGUGGUAGAGGAGAAGACUUAAGUCGGCUGGACCCUCUGAACAGAGCAUCCGCCCGCACCUGUCUGCCUGCAGCUGAGGCCUCAGGUCCUGGGUGCGUCUCCCGCAUCUCUGGGUGACAGCAGGGAGGAGGGCUUCAACCAAAGCCCGUGGUGCUUCCACAGAAGUUUCCACAUAGAAAUAAAAUGGAAGGAGAGUCCAGCAGACCGGAAACCCACCCUCCAGUUUUCUGCAAGAAAAAGACAAAGCGCUCUGUACACAAAGACAGACAUCGGCGGCGUGGCCGCGAGCCCCUGCCAGACGCCCCCCUGGCAGGCGAGCCGCCUCCCGUAACUAAGAGUGAAGACGAGAGAGAGCAUCGCCAGCGUCUCGUGUCUUCUCCUCCGAGAAAGUCAGAAAUCUGUGAUGAGACCGAAAAAGCCACUUCUCUACCCAAAAAGAGUAAAAAGAGAAAGAAAAGGGCUUUGGGGGUCGCCAGGGAACCCGGUGUCGUGUACGUCCUGGCGGAUAAGGAAACUGUCGAGGACACAUCAGCGGAUUUUGGAAAGGAGUUCGAUGUCGUUUACCUGGAUCCGAGCAAGGAGCGGAAGGCACUGAGGGAGCCGGAGGCAGAGGGACCGCCCGCGGCGACCAAGUGGCGGGCCUGCGAGUCAGAAGAGCCGCCGGCCAAGGUGCCGAAGAAAAAGCAUAAAAACCGUCGGAGGAAAGCGGCGUCCUGUGAUGCUGGACGGGCAACCCCAGAGGCAGACCUUGCCCCGCCCGCCUCAGAAUCCCACGAGGAGCAGGAAGCCCGGCCUGAAAUGGCCCAACUACCAGGGUCCGCGGGCAAGAGCAAGCCCAAGAAAAGAAAGCGGAAGCGGUCAACUAACCCAGAAUUCGAGGCCCGGCCUGUGCCCGAGCCUGAGGGUGCUGGGGCCGUGUACUCGGAGGGAUGGCGAGUGGCGGGCAAGGUCGGGACCGCGGGAGGCGGCAAGAAGUCCAGCGGCCUCAAGAAAAGGACUAAGGAAAGGAAGCACAGGUCCCCUGGUGAACGUGCCUUUGACUCCCCGGAAGGUAAUGGUUCCUUGAUUGAAGACAGUGCGAAACUCAGGCCACAAGAGGAGAAAACCCAGGCCUGUUCGGAAGAGGUGCAGAGGUUAGAACCUGCAAAUGAAGAAGAAAGCAGUUUGGAAUUGGCUAAAGAGUCUGAACCCAGAUACUUAUCUGAAGAUUCAAGAGAUUCAGGCGAUUCAGAUGUGGAUUUGGGUUCCGCUGUGAAGCAGCUCCAAGAAUUCAUUCCUGACAUCAAGGAAAGGGCAGCCACCACGAUUAAGCGAAUGUAUCGAGAUGACCUGCAGCGGUUUAAAGAAUUUAAAGCCCAAGGUGUCGCCAUUAAAUUUGGCAAGUUUUCCGUGAAGGAAAAUAAGCAGUUAGAAAACGUGCAGGAGUUUCUGUCCCUGACGGGCAUCGAGAAUGCAGACAAGCUGCUGUACACAGACAGAUACCCAGAAGAGAAAUCCCUGAUCACCGACCUAAAAAGAAAACACUCGUUUAGACUGCACAUCGGUAAAGGCAUUGCGCGGCCCUGGAAACUCGUGUACUAUCGAGCAAAGAAGAUGUUUGACGUCAAUAAUUACAAAGGCAGGUACAGCAGAGGCGAUGUGGAGAAGUUAAAGAUAUACCAGGCCCUCCACGGGAACGACUGGAAAAAGAUUGGCGAGCUGGUGUCUCGAAGCAGCCUCUCGGUGGCCCUGAAGUUCUCCCAGAUCAGCAGCGAAAGGAAUCAUGGAGCUUGGAGUAAAACGGAAACCCAGAAACUCAUCAAGGCUGUGGAAGAAGUGAUUCUAAAGAAAAUGUCUCCCCAGGAGCUACAGGAGAUGGAUUCUAAACUCCAAGAGAAUCCCGAAGGCCGCCUGUCGAUUGUUCGAGAAAAACUCUACAAAGGCAUAUCCUGGGUCGAAGUGGAGGCUAAAGUGGAAACCAGGAAUUGGAUGCAGUGUAAAAGUAAGUGGACGGAAAUUCUAACCAAGAGGAUGACACAUGGUCGGGACGUGUACCGGGGGGUUAAUGCCCUGCAGGCCAAGAUCAAUCUUAUUGAAAGGUUGUAUGAGAUAAACGUGGAAGACGCCAACGCCAUAGACUGGGAGGAUCUUGCUGGCACCAUAGGGGACGUUCCUCCGUCUUAUGUCCAAACUAAAUUUUAUAAGCUGAAAGCUACCUGUGUCCCCUUUUGGCAGAAGAAGACUUUCCCAGAGAUAAUAGACUACCUUUAUGAGGUAAGUCUACCUUUGCUUAAAGAAAAGUUAGAGAAGAAGAUGGAGAAGAGAGGGGCUGAAAUCCAGACUCCAGCAGUACCCAAGCCGGUCUUCCUGUUUCGAGACAUCUUCUACUGUGACGCCGACGACAACGACGACGACGUGAGUGGGGGGGAGGAUGGAGAUGAGAAAAGUUAAGCCGCUGAUGGUCUCUCCUGUCUGUUUUUCUAGGUCUGCUUGUAUUUAUAUAUAUGUCAAUAAAGCUAUUUUCAGUA
Messenger RNA from Phacochoerus africanus (Common warthog), 2601 nucleotides. RefSeq names its product transcription termination factor 1 (gene TTF1). The record is from RefSeq and is a predicted model, not a curated record. Lineage: Eukaryota; Metazoa; Chordata; Mammalia; Artiodactyla; Suidae.